GGUCAACCGCCCGCGCAGACGCAUAAAUACCCGCCGUAUACAUUCCAUCUCGCCUAUCCCCUCUCUAUCGCCAACCUCCACCACCUUUUCCCGUUCAUCGUCUUACAUUCUACCCGCUUCCCCUAACUAUCAUGCAUUUCUACAGUACCAUUAUCGCUCUCACCGCUCUCGCUGCCAGCGUCAGAGCCCUACCACCUCGCAGAGUCACGUCGCGCAAUGCAAUCGGUAACGUCAUGACAGGUACAGGCGGGCUAGCACCUGGCGGGUCGAUCAACGGUGCAAGCGAAAACUGCACAGACCCCUCAGUAGGCUUGUCGUCGGGGUUGGGGUUGGGGUGCUUACUAGGUGGUGGCAGUGUCGUAAACAUCGGAUCAAACAACGCCGGAGCAGGAGGGGUAGGAAGUUCAGGUUCAGCAGCCAUUCAAAGGGUUGGGUCAAAAAAGUUUAGAACAUCAAAGUUCAAGGGCAUGAAGGGCGUCCCCGCAGGGAACGUGUCCACUGGAAAUGGUGGACUAGCAUCAGGUGGAUCAGUUAACGGUGUCCCCGACGGUCUCAUCAACAUUGGCUCAAAUAAUGCAGGAAAUGGCGGGACGGGAACGAGCGGUGACGUACUGUGAGCGGUGAACAGUGGGAGGAAAUCUCCACAACCUAGACUUACGAAGCA
Molecule: messenger RNA, 664 nt
Organism: Suillus fuscotomentosus
Lineage: Eukaryota; Fungi; Basidiomycota; Agaricomycetes; Boletales; Suillaceae
Exons: 3
Coding region: 132-617 (161 amino acids)
Source: RefSeq, a predicted model, not a curated record